GAACAUCAACCGCUGUUCAAACCGUCACCCCUCCAACUUAACGCCUCCUGCGCCUUCAACGACAGCGGUCGGAUCAGAAACUGAUCAAUUGGACCGACUAUUAUCAUCGCUGGUCGAAGGAACACCGAAUUUGACGUCUUAACCCGACCGUCCUUACCUUCUUGGAUCCAACAGGGGCCUCAACCCGCCACCGCCUGUCCCUUAUCAUCGACUGCUUUAAGGACCAGGAAUUCGUUAUAUUCUCCACUACCCUUCAUAGCCGCAAUGUCUGCUCGUACUUUGUCGCACAGCCUUCGCGCCCGCUGCCUUUUUCGCAGGCCUCAGAACGUUCAGGGUUUCUCGACUCGUACCAACCUCCGUGCCGCUGAUCAUGGAGAUCACUACGACCCUCCGACUGGGUGGCUUUUCGGUGUCAAGCCAGGCCAGAAAUACGUGAAGGAAGGCUGGGAGAACAUCUGGUACUACGGAUUCAUUGGCAGCUUGCUCGUUGCUGGUGUCGCAUACGUUUUCAAGCCAGACACCUCGAUACAAACAUGGGCUCUGGAAGAGGCACGGCGGAGACUUGAAGCCGAGGGUAUACUGGAGGACCCCGAGAAAGCUCAGAGGAAGUAAGGGACAAACUUGUCCUGAGUAUUUCCUUGUACAUUGUACAUAGAGCGGUCGGACAUGGAAAACAGUUUCGGAUGAGAUGUUGUACCUGUGCUAGUGGAUACGAUUCGCCAGCUCAGUCUAGACAGGUCUUUUUAUUCCCUUACCUAUGUUCUUUUUUCUUAAAUUCUGCAUUGUACUCUGUCAACGUAUAUUCUGGGAUGCUUUCACCGAUUGCUUUAGAAAGUUACGCAAAAGCAAGGAAUGCAAAUGUCCAAUCGC
Messenger RNA from Aspergillus pseudotamarii, 870 nucleotides. RefSeq lists its product as uncharacterized. NCBI's taxonomy places the organism in Eukaryota, Fungi, Ascomycota, Eurotiomycetes, Eurotiales, Aspergillaceae. The record is from RefSeq and is a predicted model, not a curated record. The coding region runs from base 265 to 612 and encodes 115 amino acids. The transcript is spliced from 2 exons.